This is a messenger RNA of Bombus pyrosoma, 2378 nucleotides long. It is a transcript of the gene Ent1, whose product is annotated as equilibrative nucleoside transporter 3. Gene Ontology annotation, cellular component: plasma membrane. Gene Ontology annotation, biological process: nucleoside transmembrane transport. The record is from RefSeq and is a predicted model, not a curated record. The coding region runs from base 644 to 2065 and encodes 473 amino acids. Gene Ontology annotation, molecular function: nucleoside transmembrane transporter activity. The transcript has 10 exons. Lineage: Eukaryota; Metazoa; Arthropoda; Insecta; Hymenoptera; Apidae.
CAGUAAAAAUAAAAAUAAAACGUUAUAUUUGAUUGGUUAAAUUAUCAUAUACAAUGCACAAUAUAAACCCCAGUUUUAAUCAGUAAAAUAAGUACUACCAGUUUAGAAUGUCCUAGUUUACUGAUAUUUUGUUCCCAUAUGAUGCAUUGCAUAGUUUUAACCAAAGAGUAUCCCUACUCUUUGGUUUUAAUAAUACAUCAUUAACACUGAUACCUAAUGCCUUAUGUCAUAUUUGUAUUAUGUACCAGCUGUUUUAUGUCUAUACACACAAAUAAGUAAUGGUGAAAGGAGAACAUUGGGAUUAAUAUAAUACUAUAAUGCCACAGUAUUUGGUUUUUAUAUCUGUACUUAAUCACAGGUGGUCAAGGAAAUAACUUAUAUAUAUAUAUAUUUACGGACGGUAUUAAGUCUUUUGAGACUGUAAAACAAUAAUGUACUGAGGACUUUGUCAAUCGUUUCAUAGACGUGGUUUACUGAACAUGGUCAUUGAAAGCUUUUACACCUGUUAAAUUCGAUAACGUUAAAAGAAAUUUACUUUGAUUAUUUAUCAACAUGUAAAUAACUAGUGCUUUAAAUGUAUAUAAAUUAUCAAGAGAAAAUUUGUUGAGACAUUGUUGCUGCUUUGUAUAUAGUACUUUUUACCAUGUCAUAUUCUAUAAAUAGAAGACCUUUGCUAGGAGGUGUAUCAGACAGUGAAUUUGAAGAUGAUUUAGAAACUGAAGCUGAUGAUCCAAAUAUUUCUGUUCCAGAUGAAAAACCAUUCUUAAAUCAAUAUGAACCGAGCGAUAAAUAUAAUCUUGCAUAUAUCGUUUUUUAUGUACUUGGUAUAAAUACAUUAAUUCCUUGGAGCUUUUUCAUCACAGCUGAUGAUUAUUGGUUGUAUAAAUUUCGAGAGAUACAGAAAAAUUCUACAAAAGGUAUUAAUUACACUCAUAUGGAAAAUUUAGAAAAAAAAACUGAUCUCCAAGCUAGUUUUACAUCAUAUAUAAGUGUAGCAAGUGCACUACCAAAUACAUUUUUUUUAAUUGUAAAUGCAUUUAUUAGUAAAAGAAUUCCCUUAAGAGUAAGAAUGGUGGGCUCUCAAUGCACAAUAUUAUUAUUUUUUAUUCUAACAACAAUGUUUGUUAAAAUAAAUACGGACAAAUGGCAGGGAACAUUUUUAAUAAUUACCUUGAUCACAGUGGCAUGUGUCAAUGCUGCAAGUGCAAUUUUUGGAGGGAGUUUAAUGGGUAUUGCUGGACGCUUUUCUCCAAAAUAUAUAACAGCUAUGUCAAGUGGGCAAGCUCUUGGAGGAAUUAUUACUGCUACAGCAGAAAUAUGUUCUCUUUGGAUUGGUGCUAGUCCUGUACUUUCAGGUCUAGUUUAUUUUAUAAUUGGAGAUGUUAUAUUGUUCUUAUCUUUGAUUGCAUAUAUAAUUCUAGAAAAAGCAGUAUUCUUCAGAUAUCAUAUGGUAGAAAAAUUGUCUGAAAAUGUAGAAGCAGAUUAUUCAAUAACUGGAGAAGUAACUUUUUCGCAAGGCACUACAAUAUCUUAUAUGCGUAUUAUUAAAAGAAUUUGGCAUUAUGGUAUUAAUGUAUUUCUAGUAUUUUUGAUAUCCUUUUCUGUAUACCCUGCACUUACUGUGUUAGUGGACAGUCAGUAUAAAGGCAAAGGUUAUGUAUGGAAUGAUAUCUAUUUUGUACCUGUGGUGACCUACCUCAUUUUUAGUUGUGGUGAUUAUACUGGAAGAAUAUUAUCAGGCAUUUUUCAAUGGCCAAAAAAUAAACCAUGGCAAGUCGUAUUUUUAAGUCUGAUGAGAGUCAUCUUUGUACCAGCUUUUAUAUUUUGUAAUGCUCAGCCUCGACAUCAUCUUUCUGUUUAUAUUCAUAAUGAUCUUUAUUAUAUUUUAAUGACUGUUGCAUUUGCCAUCAGUAAUGGCUAUCUAUGUAAUUUAUCGUUUAUUUUAACUCCUAUGGUUGUAGAUUCUCAAGAGAAGGAAAUCGCAUGUAUUAUGAUGGGAGCUUUCCUUGGUAUAGGAUUGAUAUCAGGUUCUGCACUCAGUUUGCUUAUAGUUAAAGCACUUUAAUUGUACAAUUUGUGUCUGAACCAAAGGAAUAUAUAAAUACUGCCCUCUAUAUUAAAAUAAAACAGGACCACAAGACACAAUAUUGGAUCAAAUUAAAUAAUUUUAUUUUAUACUUUAUGACAAAAUUUAUGAAUGUAAUGUUUGAUAUAUCAUAGUAAAUUAUUUUUGAAGCUUUCUUUAAAUAUUUAUAUAGUAAAAUUUGAUCAGUUUAUGAACAUAGAAAAUGUUUUGUGUAUAGAAUGGAAAUAAUUGUAUGUGCCAAAUUACAUCUAAUAGAUCUCAAAUGCUGAUACAUAAAGACUUAAUUGAUUGC